Drosophila sulfurigaster albostrigata is the source of this 5276-nucleotide messenger RNA. RefSeq names its product protein similar (gene sima). The record is from RefSeq and is a predicted model, not a curated record. Gene Ontology annotation, biological process: cellular response to hypoxia; regulation of transcription by RNA polymerase II. Gene Ontology annotation, molecular function: RNA polymerase II transcription regulatory region sequence-specific DNA binding; DNA-binding transcription factor activity, RNA polymerase II-specific; protein dimerization activity. NCBI's taxonomy places the organism in Eukaryota, Metazoa, Arthropoda, Insecta, Diptera, Drosophilidae.
UAGCAAUUGCAUAUAAUGUUUAAUGCUGGCAAUGCUUGGGAAAAUACUUGUGAUUUUUCCUGCAAUGAAAAUACUUUCUAUGGCGACGAUGCCAACAACGCGUUCUAUGAAUCGGAAGUGAAGCCACCUCAACAGCAGCAGCAACAUCAAAUUGCCAGUGGCAGUCUUUAUGGCUGUAGGCCAAUCAAUGAGCCAGCUGUGAACUUUAACAAUGGUGGCUUCUAUGCCAACCCAAACACGUCACGACCUCCGUUUCUCGGAGAUCGUGGCGGCAUCGGUGCGAUUUACAAUAGUUCGGUGGAGAUGACACGCUAUCAUCCGUAUCAACGGCCAUAUGCCAAUGUCUAUGGCUGUCCGCCGCAGCGACAGUUGCCCUCGCCGUAUAUGCGAGGUCCGGGUAUGAGGCUGUUGAAUCUGGAGACGCCGUGUCGUGACACUCAGCCUUGGGGCUAUGAGUAUUGCUAUGGUGGCUAUGCGCCCAAUCAUCCGGAGCCAUGUCAAUUCACGCAGUUUGUGGAUAUUGAGGACUUUAUGAACAAUGAGAAGCGCAAGGAAAAGUCUCGCGAUGCGGCACGUUGUCGUCGCUCCAAGGAGACGGAAAUCUUUAUGGAACUAUCGCAGGCGUUGCCCCUAAAACCCGACGAUGUCAAUCAGCUCGACAAGGCUUCGAUAAUGCGCAUUACAAUUGCCUAUCUCAAGAUACGUGAGAUGCUGCAGUUGGUGCCCAAGUGCAGUGAGCUCAUUAAACCGGAUAUUGACUCCAUCGAGGGGGCGCUGGUGAAGCCCAAGCUGGAGAACGAGAACGAGGAUUGGCUAAAGUGUGCCGAGGCCAGUCAGCUGUUGAAACAGACCAUGGAUGGCUUUUUGCUGGUGCUAUCCAAUGAGGGUGACAUCACCUAUGUUUCCGAGAACAUUAUCGACUACUUGGGCAUCACAAAGAUUGACACGCUGGGCCAACAGAUCUGGGAGUAUACGCAUCAGUGCGAUCAUGCGGAGAUCAAAGAGGCGCUCAAUCUCAAACGCAAUGGCAUCGCUGACAAGAUCAAGGAUGAGCAAUUGCUCGAAUCGGGGGUCAGCACACAUCAUCGCGAUCUAUUUGUGCGCAUGAAGUGCACAUUGACUAGCCGCGGACGCAGCAUCAACAUCAAGAGUGCCUCAUACAAGGUUAUUCACAUAACUGGACACUUGAGGGUCAAUAGCAAAGGCGAACGCGUGCUCAUCGCCAUUGGACGCCCCAUACCGCAUCCCUCGAACAUUGAAAUACCGCUGGGAACCAGCACAUUUUUGACCAAGCAUGCGCUAGAUAUGAAAUUCACCUACGUUGACGACAAAAUGCUUGGACUGAUGGGCUAUGUGCCCAGCGAUCUGAUGGAGACGUCGCUAUUCGAUUGUCAGCAUGGCGGCGACUCGGAGCGUCUAAUGGCCACCUUUAAGAGCGUGCUGAGCAAGGGUCAGGGCGAGACCUGUCGCUAUCGUUUUCUGGCCAAAUGCGGUGGCUAUUGCUGGAUUGUGACUCAGGCAACGAUUGUCUACGAUAAGCUGAAGCCGCAGAGUGUUGUCUGCGUCAACUAUGUCAUUAGUAAUCUUGAGAACAAACAUGAGAUUUAUUCACUUGCACAACAAACGGCGGCAAGUGAGCAAAAGGAACAGCAACAACCAGAAACACAGGAGCAACAAUUACCUGAAACUAACAACAACAACGACAUUGCAACUAAAACAACAACUGAGCAACAAGUUGUCGAUGAAGCAACAGCAACAACAGUUGUAGAUAAACCCAAAGUGAUUGAGACUGCUAACGAAACAACAGCAACAGAAACAAUAAUAACUGAACCAGUAGCAACCACCCAAUCAAGUCCAGCAACAUCAUCAACUGCAACUGCAACUGCUGCUACAAACCCACCAGCAACACCAGCAUCAAACACCACAACAACCUCAAUUCUAAACAACAAACAAACAGAAACUGAAUUGUUUAUCAAACGCGAAAACAUUUCUCCCGGACCGCGAACAAUUACCGCUCAAUUACUUAGCAACACUUGCAACAGCAACACCAACAACAACAACAACAGCAACUUGGUGCGUCCCAAAUCGGUAACAGCUUCGCUCAUACGCCCAACACCAACCACAGCAACAUCAACAACAUCAGCAGCAGCAACAACAACAUCUGCAGCAGCAACCGUUGCUGGUUACGUGAACAACAGCAACAAUAAGCAACGAAAUCAAACGUUAAACGUCGCCGCCGCUGCUGCUGCCGUCGCAUCACAGGCUUUGCCGCCCACAACAACAGCAACAGCUGCAAUUCUAUCCUCUAGCAAACAGCAGCAACAACAGCAGCAACAUCAACAGCAGCAACAACAAGAUAUGAAUAUAAAUAUGAAAGAAUUCGUAUUGUUUGCUGACGAUGGCCGAGGCUCAACAAUGCUGAAAGAGGAACCGGAUGAUCUGUCACAUCAUUUGGGCAGCGGACCCUGUAUACAAUCCGAUGUGAUGACGGCGUUCAGCGAGAUGUUGGGCCUGAUUGGCGAUCCCUUUUUGUCCGAUGAGAUCUCACUGGAUGCGACCACCUGCUCGACAACGGCGAGUGGUCAACACUACAACAGCAGCAACAAUAGCAGCUACAACAGCAACAGCAAUUGCCACAGCAGCAACAACAACAACACAAGCAGCAAUAGCAGCCACAAUAACAGCAGUAACAACAGCAAUAGCAAUAGUAGUAGAAAAAGUCACAGCGGCAGCAACACCAACAACAACAACAACAGCCAUCAACAGCAGCAGCAACAACAACUGCAUCAACAUCAUCACGAUAACAGCAACAGCAGCAGCAACAUCGAUCCGCUCUUCAACUAUCGCGAUGCAUCAAAUGACACCAGUUGCUCGCAGCAUCUGCACUCGCCCAGUGUACAAGCAAAGAGUCCCGAGAUCAGCAGCCUGCCUUCGCUGUGCAGCCCCAAUUCGCUAAGUUUGGAUGAGGAUUAUUCGUAUGAGGAAUUCGGCAAACGUGCUCCUUACAUCCCCCUCGACGAUGAUGUGCCCAUUGUGCUCGAACGUGAUCUGAUGUGGUCCUCAUCGGCAGCUAUGGCCAAGGAUGUCGAGGCCAUGCAACAGCAGCAGUUGCCGCAGUUCAAGCAGCAACAGCAGCAGCCCAUCAGCAGCUAUCAUCAACCACUGCAACAUCAGCAGCAACACCAACAGCAGCAGCAACAACAACAGCAGCAGCAGCAAUACUUUUCCAAUUCGCUGUGCUCGUCGCCCGCCUCGACAGUCUCCUCACUGUCGCCAUCGCCGGUGCAACAGCAUCAACAUCAGCAGCAACAGCAGCAGGAGCAGGCGAACGCUGUCUUCAACAAUGCCAGCGAAUUGGCUGCUUUGAUUUGUGGCACCGGUCCAGGCACGCUCUCCAUUCUUACCACACAUCAGCAGCAACAACAACAUCAGCAGCAGGAACAGCAGCAAGAGCAACAGUUGCAGCAACAACAGCAGCAGCAGCAACAAUUGCUACAACAGCUGCAGCAGCAGCAACAGGAGAUUAACGAGCAGCAGCAGCAGUUGCAGCAGCAACAAUUGCAGUCGGAUCAGCUUACUUUGAGCAUCGAGUGCAAGCGAGAGAAAUACGAUGCAGCCAGCUUUUGUCCUUGUUCUAUUGACGAUGCAUUUGAGACGGACUACAGCAAGGAUUCCACAAAUUUGGAUUGUUGGACGGAUUUGUUGCAGAUGGGCGAGGCAGCAGCUAGUCCAGCAUUGUCGCCUGCACCCAGCACCGUGACAACAUUGCAAAUGUUGCAGCAACAACAAGUGCAGCAGCAGCAACAACAGCAGCAGCAGAACAUUAUAUUGAAUGCCGUGCCAUUGAUCGCCAUACAGAAUAGCAAGAGUUUGUUGCAGCAAACUACGGAGCAGGAGGAACAAUUGUUGCAGCCAGCAAAUAAGUUGCCAGCAAUGAGGCUAUUGAAUGGCGCCAAUUUGGGUGCACUCAACACCAAGGCAGCCAUACGUCUCGUGGAGAGUAAAACGAGCAGCGCGCCGCUGGUGAAGACAACCGUGUUGCAAGCCUUGGUGCCACAGCAACAUGGCAACAAGCGACACUUGAACAGCGCUGCAGCAGCUGUGAGUGCUGUGGAAUCGAAGCGUUUGAAGAGCGGCACAAUGACCGUCGAAGUGCAGUCGCAGUCGCAAUCACAGUUGUUGCAACAGCUGAUGGGCAAGGAGCAACAGCAGCAGCAACAACAGCAGCCAACGAAGCGACAAUCGAACAGCGAACGCUGGUCGGCAGCGGAAGCCAAGCAGCAGAAGCAACAUCAGCAGCAACAACAGCAGCAGCAACAGUCGAAUUCGGUGCUAAAGAAUCUGCUAGUCAGUGGACGUGAUGUGAAUGUUGAAACUGCUGAACCCAUGGUAAUCGAUGACAACUCCAUGGACCAGGUGAUGACACCCAUCUUUGAAGUUGGUGAUGCCUCCAAGUACACCAUGCCGUUGCACUGUCACACUUCAACUGCUUCGGUGCUGCGCAACUAUCGCCAUAAUCCGCUGAUUAGUGGAACCAGUCUGCAGUUGUCGCCGGUGUUCCAGGCACCGAGCUGUGAUGGCGAUGCCAGUUCGGUGGCUUCUUUGGAUGAUUCCAUGCCGCCGGCUUUGACGCCUUGCGACACAGAUGCUUCCAGCGACAGUGGCAUCGAUGACAACAGUCUGGUUGAGGCGCGUAACCAACAGUUGACCCACAACAACAACAUCAAUGAGACCCAUGAACAGAACGAGACAACACCACCACCACUUGAUGUGGUUGCUUUGCCACCGGCACCGCCGCCGCUUGAGGCCGACAUCGAUGAGAAGGAGGAGGCACUUGCCAGCAAUGGCACCAGUCGUAAAUCUUCGAUUUCCUUCAUGGACAGCAGCAAUCCCCUGCAGCAUCACGAGCUGUGGAAGGAACUCUGCACCGCUGACUACAACAUGAGCGACAUGGAGUUGACCGAGAAUCAACUGGAGACGGUGCUGGGAUGGCCAGAGAUAGCCUAAGACCAGAACAUAGCACACUUUUCAUCCAAGAGGGGUCAAAACUGCAUUUUUACGUAGGCAUUUCUUUUGUUUAGAUUCUUUUUUGGCAUUGUUUGUUUGUUAUUUGCAACACGUUAAGAAAAAUGAUGAGAGAAUUUAAAAAUUUGAAGACGAAUCAAGUGAAAAUCAAAGCAUAUAACCAAAAGAUUGAUGUUAAUGAGCCUUGCGUAAAAAUAGAAAAAAAACCAAACACGAAAUGAAAAAAAAAACCCAAAAUUGACACACAAAAA